This is a messenger RNA of Arachis ipaensis, 1158 nucleotides long. Lineage: Eukaryota; Viridiplantae; Streptophyta; Magnoliopsida; Fabales; Fabaceae. The record is from RefSeq and is a predicted model, not a curated record.
AUGCCUGUCGUUGCACCUGGUUGUCUCUUAGCUACACCUUCACUUGUUCUAGCACCGGCAACUAGGUCACCUGGUUUGAUUACUGGUCUUGUUGGUGGUGGUGAGCCAGAUCACGUUGAGGACGCGAUGCGGAAAGAUGAUUCGGACGAUGAGUCUGAUCACAUAUCGGGGGAUAGUGAGGAGGAGACUCCAGUGGCUCCACCUGCACCUCAGGGGCCAUCCAGUUCUGGGUCCCACCAACAACCACCGCAUUUCUCGAUAUUGAACCUGGAAGCAGUGAGUCAACAACCGGAUGAGGCACACACCUUCGGAGGCCAAGGAUUACACGAGGACAAUACUUCUGAGGAAUUUCAGAUUGGGCAAUCUUUCCAGACUAAGGAGGAAGCUGUGAUGAGUGUUAAGGAUUAUAGCAUUCGUCGUGGAGUUCAGAAUCGGGUUAUGGAAUCAGAUCAUCUGAAGGUGGAUACAGCGGUUACGAUAAAGGUGUUGCAAGAAGCUACUAAGUCAACCUACGGAUUCAGGCCUAGUUAUAGGAAGGUGUGGAAGGCAAAGCAGAAGGCAGUCGCACAGAUUUACGGUGAUUGGGAAGAGUCGUAUGCGAAGUUGCCCCAGUGGAUCCUUGGGAUGCAAGCAACGAUGGAUGGAACCGUAGCUUUGUUGAAGACAUCUCUAGUGCGUGUAGGUGAUCGGGUUGAUGAGUCUACAGAGUACUUUCAGCGACUUUUCUGGACAUCCCCUCCAUGCGUUAAGGCUUUUAAAUAUUGCAAGCCACUAAUCAGCAUUGACGGUACGCAUCUAUAUGGGAAGUAUGGCGGGACUUUGCUUCUGGCUAUUGCGCAAGACAGAAACUCGAAUAUAUUGCCAGUUGCAUUUGCACUUGUUGAGGGGGAGAAUGGUGAGUCGUGGGCUUUUAUCUUAUCCCACUUGCGUCAACAUGUGACCCCACAAGAAGGGAUUUUGGUGAUCUCUAACAGACACAAUGACACUAAGGCUGCACUGGAGGCACCAGAUAGUGGUUGGCAACCGCCUCAUGCAUACCGAGCGUAUUGCAUUCGACACGUUGCAGCUAAUUUUGCUCUCAGUUUCAAGGGUCAAGAUGCAAGGCAGAUGCUCGCAAAUGCGGCGUAUGCCAAGACUGAGGCCGAGUUUGACUACUGA